Molecule: messenger RNA, 1837 nt
Organism: Malaclemys terrapin pileata
Lineage: Eukaryota; Metazoa; Chordata; Testudines; Emydidae
Gene: LTO1
Product: LTO1 maturation factor of ABCE1
Exons: 6
Coding region: 134-634 (166 amino acids)
Source: RefSeq, a predicted model, not a curated record
CUUCCUUGUCGCCCCUCGAGCCUGCGCACUAGAAGCGCCUCGGCCCUGAGUCCUCCGGCUCGCCGUCCCUUCCCAGCAUGCCCUGAGCGGAGCCUGCGCGGCCGGCCGGGAGUUCGGGGAGAUUCGUCGCGCUAUGGAGGCGGCUGCCAGCGCUUCGGAUAUGUUCGACGCUAUCGUGAUGGCCGAGGAGAGAUUUCAUGGUGAAGGGUAUCAAGAAGGUUAUGCUGAAGGAAGUCAUGUUGGUGUUAUUGAGGGAAGGAGGUAUGGAGCACUACAUGGUGCCAAGAUUGGGUCUGAGAUAUACAUUUGUCGUGUCUUGUACUAUUCUACACUACUCUGUAUUUCAGGCAACGUCAGCGAAACUCACUUAAAGGAGAUUGGAUACUAUCUUGGGUUUGCGUUGACAUGGCAGCGUCUGCUUCACAGAUCUGCAGAAGAAAAGCCCAGUAAAAAAAUAAAGGCCCUAGAAUCAUUAAUAGGAAUGAUUCAGAAAUACCCUUAUGAAGACCCCACUUAUGACAAACUUCAUGAAGAUCUGGAAAAAAUCAGAGGAAAAUUUAAACAGGUUUGCUCAUCGCUAAAUAUUCAGUCUGAUUUUAGAAUCAAUCCUGAAAGAUCUGCACUUACUUUUUGAACAUAACAGAUGAAGAUAAACAUAUAUGAACAAAGAAGAAACGUUAAGGAACAGGUAUCUGGAGGAGUGAUUACAAUAAUAAUAAAGGCAGAUAAAGUCAGAAUAAUAAACAGGUUUUUAUUUUACAAAAGGGAGGGUAGAAGAGUUAAGCAGUAGUGGAAAGGCACCCCUUUAAUGUUUGCUGUGUCCCAAUUUUAUUUGUUCAUUGCAGUCAGUGCAUGUCCUGUUUAAAAAACAAAAAUGCAAAACCUCCAUAUUCAUGCAACACUAAUCCCAUAUUGAUAGUCUGUCUUUAAUUUCUAUGGGAAAAAUCAUUUGCUUCUAUGAUGGUUUGUUUUAUGAUGUUUCUCCCUUGUUUAUUAUCCAAAGGAUGGAUAUUUCAAAACAUGUAUAGAUCACUACAAAUUUACACAAUAUGUAUAUUUACACAAAUAGAUAGUAAGAUAUUUUCCUUGUCCUGAGGAGUUUACAAUAAAGAGCUAUGUUAUUUUUGAUGGUGAAAGGAUGAAACAGAGGAUGGGAUAACAGUGAAGAGGAGGUGUAUUACAGACAUGGUUCUCAAAGCAGCUACAGCUGAAAACAGAAUAUUGCUGCUCUGUUGUUGAUUUUCUGUAUUAUUUCCAUGAGCUCUGACAUCUGAUGUCUGAUCCAGUGCAGAAAAAAUAUAUUGGUAGCUGAAAGUGCUGAAAAUAUUUAAAAGAAAAAAGAUUGAGAUCUACCGCUUAGAAUAACUAACUAGUGGUGAGGUGUCUGAGGUAAUAUCUUCUAUUGGACCACUUCACCCACCUUGUCUCUCUCACAUCAUGAGACCCAAAAUACUACAAAAAUACUGCAAUAAUUGAGUGGUAAAUUAUUUCCAAGAUGGGAAAUGUAUUUUUCAGUUUCAUUCAGAAAAUGGAUGCUGUCAGAAUAUGUAAGUGAAUAUUCAACUAUGUUAGUUUAAGAGAAACAAAUUAUUUUGUUCAAAAGAUAUUCUGUAUUUUGGUGCUAGAAUAUUUAUGUAACUUUUCACAAAUAGAAUGUAAUGUGGUCACUUCUAGAAAGCAUUUCACUACAGUGUAGUGAAUGUAUAUCUGUGGCGCCACUUCAUUUAUAAUAAGUCUGAGCAACAUUCCUUUGUUAAUUUUUUAAUUAAUUUUUCUACAUACCAAAAUUCAUCAUAAUACACAAAGUAAAUAAAGAGGAUUACAACAUUCCUUUUAA